This is a messenger RNA of Pyricularia grisea, 2838 nucleotides long. RefSeq lists its product as uncharacterized. NCBI's taxonomy places the organism in Eukaryota, Fungi, Ascomycota, Sordariomycetes, Magnaporthales, Pyriculariaceae. Gene Ontology annotation, biological process: magnesium ion transmembrane transport; intracellular magnesium ion homeostasis. The transcript is spliced from 2 exons. Bases 928 to 2793 code for a protein of 621 amino acids. The record is from RefSeq and is a predicted model, not a curated record. Gene Ontology annotation, cellular component: plasma membrane. Gene Ontology annotation, molecular function: magnesium ion transmembrane transporter activity.
GUCUACCAUACAGUAGAAUACUAACCCCAGGCCCACCACAGGCACAACCUCGUUUCUUAAGCUGGAUUUCUCAAAUUUCUCUCAGCCCAGGUCAAACCUUUUCGCUGCUAAACUCAACAAAUAGUUCAUCAAUCGCACACUUGGCAAAACACCUUCUGCCCAGUGUCUUCAUUGAGUCUUUAUUGAUACUCAUCAUCUGCCCCCCGUCAACAGAACGUGUGUUUUGCCGCACUUUUACGCCUCAAAACCUAAAAAAAGUUAAAAUCCCCGAGGGAGAAACAAAAAGUAUACCAAAGUUGACGUACCGCCGUCACAAAAGACCGAAAGUGCGCGCUUAUUUGUGUGGCACUAUACAGACUGCCUUUGCGCGGAGCACCUGGCAUCUUGAAUAAGACUGAAUUUACAAGUCGUCAAGUUGGCGGGAAUCACUGCAUCUCGGCUUCCUGUGUGCUCACCACUCCUAUGCCCUAAGUUCUGGGCCUAUAGCGGAGUGAACACCAAGCCACCCUAACUGGGAGCACGCGCUCGCAGCUUUCACACCCGAGAGGGUUCCCUUACCAACACCGGCUCCUGUGGCUUUCAGCCCGUAACAAAGCCAGCAAGCAUUAGCUAUCGAGCUCCUUCAAGAGCUCUCCCAUCACGCUGGCUUCAUACUUCCAAGUCAUCCGCUGCGGACGGCACACGGCCGCCCGUUGCCGUCCACUCAUGCUCGACCCUUGAAAGAAUAUAUCCACCUUGCGAACGGUCACAAGUCUCUGUAUUAGAUAGAACAGCAGGAAAUCGCCAAGUCUUCCCCCGGAACGAUCACGGAACAAUCUUGCAAGCCACUGACCGUGUGCCGCAUUGCAUAUUCGGCGGCGUACUAAAAAUCCAAGCGAAAGCCCAGACCAGGCCAUCCAGACCGUCUCGGCAGUUGCUUUUGUAGAAAUGUCUGACCACGACGAGCACGCCGGGAGCUCGGGCUACUCUACUCCGGUUCCUGAGCUCGAUGACCACCGUCAUCAGACGGCCAGUGUCCAGCGCGCCGACCGCCCACGUCGCGGAACCUUCGAUUCCCUCUACGGAGGUCGUCAACUGGAGGCAGAGAAUAGCCAGGGUGGUACGGCAUCCUCGGUUCGAGUUCGCGAUUUCGAGGAGGCAAUCAUAGACGAUGAGGCAGCCGAUAUUUCUCCGACCCCCUUCCGCGUACGACGCCCGACCGUAGAAUCAGAGCGCUCCGUCUCACCACCGAACUCGGUGAAAGCCUUUGCUCAGGCACGUAAGCGCGAGCGUGGAAUGUCGAAUUCGGAACCCCGGGUUCGCAAUGACGAGCAUGAACUUGUCCGGACGACGUCCGUCGCCAGCCGCCAUAGCUACCGCAGCCGUCAGCCUACCGUCAGGACCGCACCCGGCGACGAUGUGUCCAGCCUGAGCACCAACAAGUCUGCGGAGGAGGAUGUUUGCUUUCCAGUGCAAGAUGACCACAUGGGUGACCGUCUACACAUCGACUUUGACUUCCUCGAGAGCUUUAUCCAAUCCGACUAUGAGCUUCAGCAAACCGAGAAGCUGGAGCGGCGUCCCACCCACAAAGUUUUUCCGGACAUGCGCCCAUCCACGGCCACGCACUCCUCGCCCGUGGUGACUUCUGAUGGAGAUUUCUUGGAGAUGCCCAUGGGCAAGACUUCAUCCGUGAACGAAAAAGACGACGCGGAAUCUACAACCGAAGCCACCAAGCCGACCCCUUUGCCUCGAGAAGUGAACCGGUUCAACUUUUUCUCCUCUGCAUGGGAAUCGACCAUACACGCUCAGUACUUUGGCGACUUGAUUCUUCCUGGCGAGGAUAUCCGUGGCUUGUUCUCCUUCCCGAGGGGCGAGACAGACGGCGUCUGGUGGCUCGAUGUCAGCAACCCUACGGCUGAGGAGGUGCGCGGCAUCUGCAAAGCCUUUGGUAUCCAUCCUCUUACUAUUGAGGAUAUCACAACCCAGGAGACUCGUGAGAAGAUCGAGUUGUUCCCGUCGUACUACUUUGCUUGUUUCCGCACCUUCGAGAAGGUGCAGGACGAGAAUGGGGACAUAGAAUUCGAGCCCUUCUACGUCUAUGUGGUUGUCUUCCGCGAGGGGACACUCAGCUUCAGCUCCAAGUCAAACCUGCACGCCAGCCACGUUGGCAAGAGAAUCGCCGCGCUGAAGGAUUACGUUGCUCUGAGCAGCGACUGGAUAUGCUAUGCUUUGAUCGAUGACAUUGUCGAUUCUUUUGGCCCUGUCAUCUCCAAGCUCGAGCUGGAGACUGAAGCAGUCGAAGACGAGGUAUUCAUUGCGCGUAGCGAUGACAUGCAUACCUUUUUACGCAAGAUCGGCGUGAUCCGCAAGAACGUCAUGGCUCUCAUGCGCCUCUUGGGCGGAAAGGCGGAUGUCCUGAAGGGUUUCACCAAGCGAUGCAACGAAAACUACAAGGUGACGCCUCGGAUGGACAUUGGCCUGUAUCUUGGUGAUAUUCAGGAUCACGUGGUGACGAUGAUGACGAACCUGGGACACUUUGAGAAGAUGCUCUCUCGUUCUCAUGGAAACUACCUGACACAGCUCAGCAUCGACAACAUCACCCAGGGUACCAACACCAACAGGAUGUUGACCAAGAUUACUUUCCUCGCGUCCAUCAUUGUGCCACUGAACGUCGUCACUGGUCUGUUUGGUAUGAACGUUCACGUUCCAUACCAGGAAGUCGAAACCCUCGAUGCCUUCUUCACGAUUCUCGGCUGUCUUGGUGCGUUUGUGGUUGUCUGCCUUUGCAUUGCGCGGAAGCUCAAGUAUAUUUAGUUGAUGGACUCUUUUUUUUUCUUUUUUUUUUUUUUUUUUUUUUUU